Molecule: messenger RNA, 1123 nt
Organism: Centropristis striata (black sea bass)
Lineage: Eukaryota; Metazoa; Chordata; Actinopteri; Perciformes; Serranidae
Product: sialic acid synthase-like
Biological process (GO): carbohydrate biosynthetic process
Molecular function (GO): N-acylneuraminate-9-phosphate synthase activity
Source: RefSeq, a predicted model, not a curated record
UCCAGCUUCAUAGUUACUUUCACUGCUUGUUUUGUGUUUCCUUUUCUACGGAAAAAUGCCUUUAAAGUUCGAGCUGUGUCCCGGCAGGAUGAUCGGAGGAAACCACCCGUGUUUUAUCAUAGCUGAAAUCGGGCAAAACCACCAGGGAGACAUUGAAAUCACCAAGAAGAUGAUCAAAAUGGCAAAGGACUGUGGUGCUGAUUGUGCCAAAUUCCAGAAGUAUAAAUUCAACAAGAAAGCCUUGGAGCGCCCGUACACCUCUCGUAACUCCUGGGGAAAAACUUACGGUGAACACAAGCGCCAUCUGGAGUUCAGCCAUGAGCAGUACAGGGAGCUGCAGAAAUAUGCUGAGGAGGUUGGGAUCUUCUUCACCGCCUCCGGGAUGGAUGAGAUGGCGGUGGAGUUCCUCCAUGAGCUCAAUGUGCCUUUCUUUAAAGUUGGCUCAGGAGACACCAACAACUUCCCCUACCUGGAGAAGACAGCCAAGAAAGGACAUCCCAUGAUUGUGUCCAGUGGGAUGCAGAGCAUGGAGACGAUGCGUCGGGUCUACAAAACAGUAAAGGAGCACAACCCAAACUUUGCCAUCCUGCAGUGCACCAGCGCCUACCCUCUGGAAGCAGAAGAUGUCAACCUCAGAGUGAUAACGGAAUACCAGAAGGAAUUUCCAGAUAUUCCCAUCGGGUAUUCCGGCCAUGAGUCUGGGAUCAGUAUUUCAGUUGGCGCUGUAGCUCUGGGGGCAAAGAUUGUUGAGCGCCACGUAACCUUGGACAAGACCUGGAAAGGAAGCGACCACGAAGCCUCGCUGUUGCCCGAAGAGCUAACUGAGCUGGUUCGUUCCAUCCGGCUGGUGGAGAGGGCGCUCGGGAGCGGCGUCAAGCAGAUGUUGCCUUGUGAGAAGCCCUGCCAUGAUAAGCUGGGUAAAACAGUGGUGGCUCAGGUUAAGAUCCCCAGAGGGACUGUCCUGACUCAGGACAUGUUGACAGUGAAGGUGGCCGAGCCCAUGGGCGUCGCGGCUGAGGACAUCUUCCAGCUGGUCGGUAAGACCAUGAUGGAGGAUGUAGAGGAGGACGAGAGCAUCUCGCCAGACACGGUGUCUGAUUACUGCAAGAAGAAGAAGUGCUGA